UUUAAUUCUGAUUUCUCACAAAAUGGGUGCUCUUGCUCUUGCUCUUGCUCUUGCUCCUGCUCUCUCCGCCGCCGCCAACAGCCAGUCCAGCAUUCGAUUCCUUAUACUGUCCCAUGCACCGCCAAGAAGAAGAAGAAGAAGAAGAAGAAUUAUAAAUUUAUCAUUCCCUCGAAAACCGACUAGUAAAUUUAUAGUUUUUGCCUCCAAAGACAACCCUAAGCUCGACCCGUGGGACCAAAUUGAGUUCAAGCCACUUGAUAUAGGGUCUUCUGAGAAAAGGAGUGCCGCUAAUGCACCUUUGGAGACAAAAUUGGUGGAUUCUAAUAUCAAGUUCUCUAUGGAAGCUUUGCUGCAAGGAAAACCAAAAAGAUUAGACCAACCUGCGAAAGGAAUGCCAAAUUUUAGCAGAGAGGAUAUGGCUUUAGUGAAUCCAGAAAUUUACGGAAAUGUUGUUGAGCUUGAGAAUUUCCUUGCAGCAUCACCUAUAAAGGAACAUGAAGACAAUGACUGGGCAAUGGUUGAAGAUCUGGCUAGGACAGGAGGAAGAGAAGAAGUGAAACUGAUUAGUUCUAGCACCAGAGGCUUUGUUGUAUCUUUUGGCUCUUUGAUAGGAUUUUUACCAUACUGUAAUCUUCCAGCCAGGUGGAAAUUUUUAGGUUUCGAAUCAUGGUUGAGAGGGAAAGCCUUAGACCCGUCAGAGUACAAGCAAAAUUUGGGUGUUGUAGGAAAAUACAGGAUUGCAAACAAGACUUCUCUUGAUUCGAGCCUCGGCCCAGAAAUUGAUCUAAAAGUCGACGUACACAUUUUACCUGAUAUGAAACUGGAAGAUCUUCUUAAAAUUUAUGACCAAGAGAAACUCAUAUUCUUGUCAUCCUUUGUUGGUCAGAAAAUCAAAGUUUAUGUUGCGUCGUCUGAUAGAAAGUCUAAAAGGUUAAUAUUUUCUGUGAAGCCAAAAGAAAAGGAAGAAAUGGUUGAGAAAAAGAAAAGUGUCAUGGCUAAACUUAGUGUUGGAGACGUCGUGAAAUGUUGCAUCAAGAAGAUUACUUACUUUGGCAUUUUUGUUGAGGUAGAAGGGGUAACUGCACUAAUUCACCCAACACAAGUGUCAUGGGAUGCCACUCUGGACCAUGCAUCAUAUUUCAGAGUUGGUAAGAUUGUGAAGGCAAAAGUUCACCGGUUGGAUUUUUCACUUGAACGCAUUUUUCUGUCAUUAAAGGAAACAACGCCAGAUCCAUUAAUUGAGGCCUUGGAAGCUGUUUGGUGAUCAUGAUUCCUUAGAUACUCUUCUAAAUUUAUAUAGUAUCCAUGUUGGACACUUGACGUUUGGAUAAGAGUAUAAGAUAUGUAUCUGACAUGCUUAGUUGGAGAUUCACCCAAGAAGUAUGUAUAAAUAGGCAAAUUUAUUAUAUAACUAUGCAUAAAAUUUUCAUUUUGUACAUACAUUAAAUGGUAUAUUUUAGUUUGUAAACAUCA
Molecule: messenger RNA, 1473 nt
Organism: Camellia sinensis
Lineage: Eukaryota; Viridiplantae; Streptophyta; Magnoliopsida; Ericales; Theaceae
Source: RefSeq, a predicted model, not a curated record